GUCUUCCAAGUAAUUGGGCCAUUUCUAGGUUGAAGUUGCACUUUGAUCCGUCUGUUUAUAGCAAACAUUCAAGACCAAUAUAAUAAGAACUAUAUUAGUCUAUUAUUAUGUUUCAUAUCUACAUGUGUUUCACACCUCCUUUUUUGUCCUCACCAUGGAUCUUCUUCGAAAUUGGCGAGUUAAUAGUCAAUAAUUCUAUAAAAAUUAGUCACCAAAUGGUCAUAAGACUGUUACUCAAAUUCCAAUAGAUAUAUUUAUUUAUUGUUGAUUAUAAACUGCUAAUACCAUCAUCGUGAAUUAGAUACACCAACUGUGUAUUACCAGGCUGUCUUUUCUCGUUUCCUCUGUUAAACUAUUCCUCUUGGACUGAACAUUAAGCAUGCUUGCAAGCAAUCCCUUGUCAUAUUGACAAUCGAACGGCAGAUGAAUGUCAAACUUGGUGUACUGCAUUUUGUCGUGAACUAUCGGCUACCAUCUGCUCAAGUCUUCAUUCAUAACUAAUUUUUCAGGUGAGCAACGUUGCUGAGUGCUGACCGAAGUCACAAGACAUCAGUCAUCAGCAGCUACGUCAGUCGUGGAAAUUUGUGGUUAAAUUAGAUCACCAUGUUCCAGGAUGUAGACGUUCCAUACAUCAGGGAUAUUCUCUGGUCGACCUGUGUGUUAUAAGCAUUGAAAUAGUAUUAAAGCGGUGUUCCACGAGGAACCCUUUUUGGAAUAAAUGCUUUGCUUCGUAAUCGUCAUUUCCUUGGAAAAUUCGGGAGAUGGAAACACGUUUUCCACGGAAUCAUAAGAUAAAUAAAGAUGGCGAAGGCUUCACAGUCAGUGGAAAAGAGAACUCUGAGAAAAGGUUCAUGGAGUCCCGACGAAGACCGCAAAUUGAUAGCUUAUAUUAAUAGACAUGGUAUCUGGAAUUGGACAGAGAUGGCCAAACCAGCAGGAUUGCAAAGGUCUGGGAAGAGUUGCAGACUUCGUUGGGUGAAUUACCUGAGGCCUGGAAUCAAGCGUGGAAAUUUCACUAGGGAAGAGGAUGAAACCAUAAUUGAGCUGCAUGAAAGGCUUGGAAAUCGAUGGUCAGUGAUUGCAUCAAGGUUGCCUGGAAGAACUGAUAAUGAGAUUAAAAAUCAUUGGCAUACUCACUUGAGAAAACGUUUGAAGUACAAUUCAGUGUCGACUAGUGAACUUUUCCAAAUAUCCAACGUUGAAACCGGAAAGAAGAGCUCAUCCGAAGUUGAUCUCCCACCAGCCAUUGCUCCAGCAAAUUCAGAAAGCUCGAGUGCAAUCCAGCUCUCCCAACAAUUUUCGACCGACAGUUUACCUUCAUCAGGCUCCAAACCUGCAGCCGAAAUCGACAGGUACCAAACAACUGAAGACACCCUUGUUUCAUCCGAAACAUUUGGAGAACUCCAAAGCAUAUUGGAGCAGCCAUUCACUGCAGAAGGAUCAUCCACAGCAGACAAUUAUGGGGCCAUUUAUGCAGAGCCUGGAAUUUCUGCAACCAGCUGUUAGCUGUUGUGGUUCCAAGAGCUCAUGUAUGAGGGUAAUUCCUGCAAUGAUCUUUGGCUCAAUUUUUUGGUGAAAGAAGACAUGUAUGCAGGUUAACAAUCUCCAUGCCACUCUUUAAUUUUAGUAAGUGUUCAUAAAUAAUGGUGCACGGUUCUGCAAGUGUUGACUAGAGGCAUUGGGCUAGUGGCAUUGGAUGGAUGCUAGCUCCUUUUCAUGUACUUAUUAACUCCAACAAAGAUUGCCGCUUAAAAUAUAUGAAGAGAGGGCAAUAGGAUCAAAGAGAAUUUUUACGAGUCACUUCCUUUAGUUUUUCAUUUUAAUUUUUGGGUGAAAUCUGCAUUUCCCAUUGGAAAAAACCAAGCUCCAGAAAUAUUGUGAAAGUACAGGAAAUGGCAGAAACAACUUUAUACAGGGAAA
This is a messenger RNA of Theobroma umbraticum, 1920 nucleotides long. Lineage: Eukaryota; Viridiplantae; Streptophyta; Magnoliopsida; Malvales; Malvaceae. The record is from RefSeq and is a predicted model, not a curated record.